This is a messenger RNA of Anopheles nili, 2126 nucleotides long. RefSeq names its product sensory neuron membrane protein 2 (gene Snmp2). Bases 119 to 1720 code for a protein of 533 amino acids. The record is from RefSeq and is a predicted model, not a curated record. Gene Ontology annotation, molecular function: scavenger receptor activity. Gene Ontology annotation, cellular component: membrane; cytoplasm. The transcript has 8 exons. Lineage: Eukaryota; Metazoa; Arthropoda; Insecta; Diptera; Culicidae.
CAGAUCACAUCGACAUAUAGAGAGCGAUCGAGAGAGAGAGAGUGUCGUGGUGGUGUAGUGAGUGAGUGAUAGGACAACGAGAAGAUCUCGGUGUCAAACUUAGUGCCCUGGUGGAACGAUGGUGCAAUGGACGUUGAUCUGGGCCGGCAUCGGUGCCCUGAUGGCUGCAUCCGGCGCCCUGCUCGGUUGGGUCGUAUUUCCUCGAGCCGUGCACGAGAAAAUCAUCGAGAACACAGAACUGAGGCAAGGCACGGAUCAAUACAAACGGUGGGAGGCUCUGCCUCAGCCGCUAGAUUUUAAGGUCUACAUUUUCAACGUCACCAACCCGUACGAGGUGAUGCAAGGACGCCGACCGAAAGUGGUGGAAGUCGGACCGUACGUGUAUUUCCAAUACCGCCAGAAGGAUAACAUACGGUUCAGCCGUGAUCGUUCCAAAGUCCACUUCAGUCAGCAACAGAUGUAUGUUUUCGACCCGGAAUCGUCGUAUCCUCUCACAGAGAACGAUGACCUGACGGUGUUGAACAUGCACAUGAAUUCGAUUCUGCAAAUCGCCGAAGACGAAACGUACGACAGCCUGCGGUUGAUUAACGCCGAGCUGAACCGCAUUUUUGGCCGACCGGACACGAUGUUCCUGCGGACGACACCGAAGCAGUUCCUGUUCGAUGGUGUGCCAUUUUGCGUGAAUGUGAUCGGCAUCGCGAAGGCGAUCUGUAAGGAGAUCGAGAAGCGCAACACCAAAACCAUCCGCACUAUGCCGGACGGUAGCCUGCGGUUUUCGUUCUUCAGUCAUAAAAAUAUGACCGACGACGGGAUGUUUACGAUCAACACCGGCAUCAAAGACCCGUCCCGGACGCAGAUGAUUGAGAUGUGGAACGGCCGGACGACGUUGGAUGUGUGGAAUAAUCGAAGCACCGGGUUGACGUCGUCCUGCAACAAAAUCUUCGGCACGGACGGGUCCGGUUAUCCACCGUUCCGUACCGGCAUCGAUCGGAUGACCAUUUUCAGCACGGAUAUCUGCCGCACGGUGGACAUCAAGCUGACCGGAACGUCCUCUUAUGAAGGCAUUCCGUCGUUGCGGUACGAGAUCGAUGGAAAUUUCCUGCACGAAAUCGGUCCUGAGUACGGUAACGAGUGCUAUUGCGUGAAUAAGAUACCUAAGUCGAUCGUUCAAGCCAACGGUUGUCUCUACAAGGGAGCGUUGGAUCUUUCUAAUUGUUUCGAUGCGCCCGUCGUGUUGACGCUUCCUCAUAUGCUGGGAGUUGCCGAGGAGUACACUGCACUGAUCGACGGCAUGGACCCUGAGCCGGAACGUCACCAGAUCUUCGUGGAUGUGGAACCGUACACCGGGACGCCCUUGACCGGCGGGAAAAGGGUACAGUUCAACAUGUUCCUGCGCCGGAUCGAUGCCAUCAAGCUGACCGACCGGUUGCAACCGACGCUGUUUCCGGUUAUCUGGAUCGACGAAGGUAUCGCACUGAACGAGGACAUGGUUAAGCUGAUCGAUGACAGCCUCAUGAAGGUGCUCAGCCUGCUGGACAUCGUGCAAUGGGUGUUGAUCGGGGUAGGCCUCCUUCUGGCCAUCCUGAUGCCAAUCGUAUACUUCGCCAAACGGUGCAGAGGAGACGGAAGCCGAAACAUUAGUCCUGCUGUAACGGCAACCACGAGUGCUGCCAGCCUCUCAACGGCGGCAGCGGGUGUUCCUGGCAAUCGAAUGAAAUGACCCUCGCUGGCGAUGCUCAGCUUGGACUGAUGCAUAGGCUGUCGCCAACGGAAGCUGUCCCCAACCGCUCCCCAGGCUUGGUGAGAUUGGUCCGUCUGGCGGUCGCAACCUUUAUUCUGGUGCCAAUGAGAUGUGCGUGCGUGUACGAGAGACCUUGGUGGGAGAAAAUACGUCAGAACUGUUACACGUGGGGACGAAUCACGUGCUUCCAUCAAACUGAGUCACAAAACCGAUUCCGUCCAUUUACGAUCGGGUUGUUACGUAUGAUUCGAGUAUUGAAAUAGCUAUCGCCGUUUGGUAUACGUUCGCGUCUGAUGAACGUAUUUGUUUUCUUUUUUAAUGAAUGUGAUUUACCGUAAGUGCAUUACUGUAAGCAAAAAAUAAAAGAUAUACAUUUUCCAACAAA